Molecule: messenger RNA, 1942 nt
Organism: Megalopta genalis
Lineage: Eukaryota; Metazoa; Arthropoda; Insecta; Hymenoptera; Halictidae
Source: RefSeq, a predicted model, not a curated record
CUUUGACUCCUCCCGAAAACAAAAUAAGAGUAGAGAACGCUCUCGAAGGACAGAGUUUUUUGCUCGAAGUCAGGACCGUGUGGCGCGAACGCGCGUAGUUGACCGCGAAUCGUAUUUUGCGCGGUAGAUCUGGCUGCUUGCCAAGUGCUAGUCUAGUUGCCUUUUCCUUGUCGAGCAAGCGUUGCGUAUUUAUAUAUUGUUUCCUCUUUUUUAAUAAGGUUACGUUUAAUUGUUACAUUCCAUGUGUGUGUUUAAUCCCGAUGAUAGUGUCUGCCGCCGCGUGUUGGUCAGGUUACGGACGCAAGGGAAAUCGCAAUAAGGAGAUUCAGAAAAAUAGAACUCGCAACCUCUAAAGUGAAGGUACACGUCGUAUUCACCGUUAUUCUUCGGCUACAUCAGACCAUCGAACUGCAUACAAACAGACAAAAAUGGCGGAGGUAAAGUCGCGGCGCCUCGCGCAAACAGAAGAUUUAUCAAAUGUUGAGUUUGAAACCAGUGAAGAUGUGGAGGUCAUUCCGACAUUUGAUAACAUGGGACUCAGGGAUGAAUUGUUACGAGGAAUCUACGCCUACGGUUUCGAGAAACCGUCUGCAAUUCAACAAAGAUCUAUCAAACCUAUAAUGAAAGGACGAGAUGUGAUUGCACAAGCCCAAUCGGGUACAGGAAAGACGGCAACAUUCUCGAUUGCUAUACUACAGUCUUUAGAUACACAAGUUCGAGAAACGCAAGUCCUGGUUCUUUCGCCUACGAGAGAAUUAGCGACUCAAAUACAGAAGGUUAUUCUGGCAUUGGGAGAUUUUAUGAAUGUACAGUGUCAUGCAUGUAUCGGAGGUACCAAUCUAGGAGAAGACAUUAGAAAAUUAGAUUAUGGACAACAUGUUGUAUCUGGAACACCUGGCAGAGUAUUUGAUAUGAUAAAAAGAAGAGUUCUCAGGACAAGGGCAAUUAAGAUGCUAGUCCUUGAUGAAUCAGAUGAAAUGUUAAACAAAGGUUUUAAGGAACAAAUUUAUGAUGUAUAUAGAUAUUUGCCACCUGCGACACAAGUAGUAUUAGUAUCGGCUACAUUACCUCAUGAAAUCCUUGAAAUGACCAGUAAAUUUAUGACAGAUCCAGUUCGUAUUUUAGUUAAACGUGAUGAAUUGACAUUGGAAGGAAUAAAGCAGUUCUUUGUCGCUGUAGAAAGAGAAGAAUGGAAAUUUGAUACGUUAUGCGAUUUGUACGAUACACUGACAAUAACACAGGCUGUAAUAUUUUGCAACACCAAGCGGAAAGUAGAUUGGUUGACAGAAAAAAUGAGAGAAGCUAAUUUUACAGUCUGCUCAAUGCAUGGCGACAUGCCUCAGAAAGAAAGGGACAAUAUUAUGAAGGAGUUCAGAUCUGGUCAAAGUCGUGUACUAAUAACAACUGAUGUCUGGGCAAGAGGAAUAGACGUGCAACAAGUAUCGCUUGUAAUCAAUUAUGACUUACCCAACAAUCGUGAGUUAUACAUUCAUAGAAUAGGUCGGUCAGGUCGUUUUGGCAGAAAGGGUGUUUCUAUAAAUUUUGUUAAAACCGACGACAUCAGGAUUCUGCGAGACAUUGAACAAUAUUAUUCCACACAAAUUGACGAGAUGCCAAUGAAUGUAGCGGAUUUAAUAUAAAUAUUAGACUAAACGACUGUAUUAACUAAGAAUUUAAACAAAAACUCCCCUGUUUUUUCUGCAUUACUUUAUUUAUAAAAAAAGAAAAAAGUUUGGAACCUUUUGAAGAUUGCAAUUAAGUAUACACAUGUGCAUAUUUUUAGUCUUCAAAAGUUUUGUAUCAGAUGUCGUACUUAUUGUUAACUUAAGUAUAAUGUAUAAUAUGUAUAAUACAAUGUAUAGUUAACUUAAAUGUAAUUUGUAUUACAAUUUUUAUAUUGUAUUACAUCUAACACAAUAAAUAGAGUUAUGACAGGAAGAAA